Messenger RNA from Phyllotreta striolata, 1345 nucleotides. NCBI's taxonomy places the organism in Eukaryota, Metazoa, Arthropoda, Insecta, Coleoptera, Chrysomelidae. The record is from the annotation of a GenBank genome assembly.
CAACGGUGAAGGUAAAUUUCUAUACAAUGUGGUGCAAGUUUUUUGUUGUUUUGGUAAUUUUUCAAGUAGCGUAUGCUAAACAUGGAUUCGGUCCUACUGACCAAGAUUGGGGACACGUUGCUGUAAGAAGCGAGGCUUAUAUAUUUUGGUGGCUUCAUUACACUACAGCAAAUGUGACUAAGUACACAGAUAGGCCACUUAUCAUAUGGUUACAAGGGGGUCCAGGGGGUUCCUCCACUGGUUACGGAAAUUUUGUUGAAUUGGGCCCAUUAGAUUUAGAUUUACAACCAAGAAACACUUCGUGGGUUCAAUGGGCUAAUAUUUUGUUUGUCGAUAACCCCGUGGGAACUGGAUUUUCUUAUGUCGAAAAUAAUGAAAAACUUACAAGAAAUAAUACUGAAAUUGCCAACGAUUUCUUGGUAUUUUGGAGAGAGUUUCUUGAAAAAAUACCUGAUUUCAAGAAAGUGCCUACUUACAUAUUUUGCGAAUCUUAUGGAGGUAAAAUGACAGCGGAAAUCGCUUUAGUGAUUGACCAAGCUAGAAAAAGUGGUAAAAUUGAAACUAAUUUAAAAGGAGUCGCUUUAGGCGACUCUUGGAUAUCCCCUGUAGAUUCCAUUUUGGGUUAUGCUCCAUACCUAUUCAGUUUAGGACAAAUAGACAAACGUGGUUACAAUAACAUUAUGAAAGUAGCGAACCAAAUUAAAGCAGAUUUGGACAGAGGAGAUGCACCUAGUGCAUCAGAAUUGUGGGAUACUGUAGAUGAGAAAAUUUUUGAAAAUACGUACGGUGUGGAUAUGUAUAACAUUCUUACAAAAAUACAAGGUGAAUCAAAAGGAAAUCGUAAAGUUCGAAUUGGCUUAUCUUUAAAAGACGAUGAUGAUGACACACUGGAUAAUAUUAUGAACAAUAAAGUAGGGCCUGCAUUAGGACUAUCACAACAUUGGACAUCAGAAAAUUCUGAUGUAUUUAAUGCAUUGUUUGCGGAUUUCAUGAAUCCCGUAACGACAAUAGUAGAGAGACUUCUGAAUGAAACUGAUAUCACGGUUGCAGUUUACAAUGGGCAGUUGGAUUUAAUAGUAGAAACGCCAGGGACUUACAAGUGGGUCGAAGAUCUCCAUUUUAAGGACAAAUCAUUAUGGGAAGCUGCAUCCAGAUCUGGAUUUGCUGUCAAUGGAUAUUAUGAAGGCUACAGGAAAAAGCAUGGAAAAUUUAGCUUUUAUUGGGUUGAUCGUGCCGGACAUAUGGUUCCUAAGGAUAAUCCAUCGGCAAUGUACUACAUUUUAAAUGAUGUUACCAACAAUUUUGAAGUUUAAAAAGAAUUUUUAAUGAACGAUUAUUAUAAUCG